Myripristis murdjan (pinecone soldierfish) is the source of this 3809-nucleotide messenger RNA. Its product is annotated as pannexin-1-like. The record is from RefSeq and is a predicted model, not a curated record. The transcript is spliced from 9 exons. Gene Ontology annotation, biological process: monoatomic cation transport; cell-cell signaling; positive regulation of interleukin-1 production. The coding region runs from base 314 to 1639 and encodes 441 amino acids. Gene Ontology annotation, cellular component: plasma membrane. Gene Ontology annotation, molecular function: wide pore channel activity. Lineage: Eukaryota; Metazoa; Chordata; Actinopteri; Holocentriformes; Holocentridae.
CCAUGUCACUAAUUAAUGCGGGAAAUCGGAGCUGACGGCGAGCACGUGAAGACAGCAGCGGCAAGGAGGGAGGAAGUUCUGUGCAACCGGAAGAAGAUUCAUCCUGAAAGUUCUGUUUUUGUCCUUUUAUUGAAUGCGGGUUCUUCAUCAAUGUUGCCCUAUGUUUUCGUCUCGACUGCCCGGGGCUCUACAUGUUGUGUAACUUGAGUCUUGCGACUCAAAUCAACAAAUUAAACCCUGUGAUGUUGUUCCUCCGCUAGCAGCCGACCGGGAGGUGAAACCAUUGAUCGCAGGUAGACGUGUGAGCAGAGAGAUGGCCAUCGCCCACGUGGCUACGGAGUACGUGUUCAGCGACUUCCUGUUGAAGGAGCCCAGCCAGGCUCGAUACCGCAGCGUCCGAACUGAGCUGGCCAUCGACAAGAUUGUGACCUGCGUGGCGGUGGGCCUCCCACUCCUCCUCAUCUCUCUGGCCUUUGCUCAGGAAGUCUCUGUCGGUACUCAAAUCAGCUGUUUUGCUCCCAGUAACUUCUCCUGGCGUCAGGCUACAUAUGUUGACUCCUACUGCUGGGCAGCUGUACAUACACACACUCUACCUCUAUGGCUGCACAAGUUCUUCCCCUACAUCCUGCUGCUGGUGGCCGUGAUUAUGUACACCCCGGCAUUGUUCUGGAGGUUUUCCGCGGCGCCGCUGCUGCAGUCUGACCUCGGCUUCAUCAUGGAGGAGCUGGACCGGUGUUACAACCGAGCCGUCACCCUGGCCAAGCGCAUGGCCACCUCGGGCCUACCCACUGCAGACAGUGACCCAACCGAGGGCUGUUUCAUGUACCCUCUUGUGGAGAAGUACCUGAUGACCAAGCGUUUUUCGCGGACGCUGCUGUUCCACUACCUGGUGUGUCGCGGCCUGACCCUACUCACCUUGCUGUGCGCCUGCGUCUACUUGGCAUACUACCUCCGCCUGGCCUCUGUCACUGAUGAGUUUGGCUGUGCCCUGCGUGAGGGCCUGCUCAGUAACGACUCCACCAUCCCUGAAAAGGUGCAGUGCAAGCUCAUCGCAGUCGGAGUCUUCUCCUUGUUGAGCCUGGUCAACUUGGUCUUAUUCAUUGCACUGAUUCCUGUGGUCAUCUAUGCCAGUCUUCGCCCCCUCUUCUGCCAUGGUUACGCCAGCUUCCUGGAAACCUACCAAUCCCUGCCCACCGUAAGCAUCCUGCCCAGCCCUGCUGGCCAAUGGGACGACCUCUCUCUCUACCUGCUCUUCCUGGAGGAGAACCUCAGCGAACUCAAGUCCUACAAAUACAUGAAGGUGCUGGAGUUGCUGAGAAGACGAGGUGAACACUGCGGGGAGGAUUUUGACUCCAUGGGUCUGCUGCAGACUCUCUGUCUGGUGAAGACGGAUGUUGUGGAUGGGAACAAAGCUGGCAGUACUGUUGGGAAAAUAGAUCAAAGAAAAACUAACACUGACAACCCCAGACCAGCCAACACCGGACCCAUAAGCACCGGUGGUACGACUCCAGCCUCAAUUACCGAUCAGAUGAUGGGAACUGAGCUGAAGGAGUUCACUCCCCUGCUGCCAGAAAACAGUGAGGCAAUGGACGGAAAAAAACAGAACGAGGCAGGGAACGUCCGCCAUCGAGUGAUCUGAUUGGCUGCUGGUAUGGCAUUAAGAGACUGGCUCAAGGUAUCCGGCAUUUGUUCGUUGGGAGAAAAGCGGUGACCCACUUCUGUGCCACACAUGGGGAUGAGGUCUCCUCCAGUGAGCUUAUCCCUCUUCCCUCUGCUCCGCCUUCAACCCGCUUCUCAAAUUUCAACCCAUCACAUUUAGGUUUUAUCUGACUUCAGAGAUAUUUUCCUGCCUGACAAGCAGACAUGACAACAUCCCACCAGCCCCCAGGUUUUGAUUCAUAGCCGUCAUUUUGAUUGAUUUAAGAAAUAGAACCUAAAGGAGGAUGAGAGGAAGUAAUGAGGGUGGAGUGGCGAUGUAACAUUUGAUGCUUGAGAGAGAAAUCAUUUGGCUUUCAGGACAAAUAGAAUCUUAAUGGUCAAGGUUACAGUUCAAAUACAACUGGCACCAGAGGAAAAUACUGAAAACUGUGACUGUUCUGCUCUAUGAAUUAUGGGAUAUAGCCACAUCAGAGUGUUCUUGUGACAAACCCAUUCAGCAUGCUCCACAUAUGAAGAGCUUGUACCUACUUUCAUGUUUAUCCCUGUCAGGGAUGUGAUUUUUUUCCCCCCUAUUCCUGUGCUGUUUCAUUUGUGCUGUUUUUUAUUUUAACUUCUUUCUUUGAUCACAUCCCUGAAUUCAAAUAUUUAUCUGCUACAGUAAAAGCAGCGUGGUUAGUGUGUUGCAGAUACUUUUUGGCCACGUCUUAACACAAACUGUUGCCUGGCUGCCUAAAUCAUUGGGAUCACAUUAAAAUAAUAAAAAAAAAAAAAACAUAAAACAUUAUUUUUCAUGUCCUUAGCAGUUAAGCUGAGUAUCACUGUCCUUGCAGGAGAGCCUCAAAAACUGCAAAAAGUUACUUUUUUAUCUGGGAGUGAAGUCAUGAAAUCAAUCCAACAUACACAUGUACACAUUUUUAUGACUGUGACAAAUUUCUUGUCAAAAAACCCCCGAAAUAAAUCUGCAAAAUAGCAAUUAUGUUGUGUCCAGCAACAGCCAGGGUGUUUAUUUGCACUAACUGUCAUUCUGGGAGAAUGCAAAUAUGUAAAAUUUUCAAUCACAUUUCAAACCACUGUCAUGGGUUUAAACAGGGUUACCUUUAAAUAAGGAAUCAUAUGAUGAUAAUGAUUUUAUGUUUGGUCUCAAACAAGCCAAUGAAUAUUGCAAUCAUGAAGUAAACAAGAGAGUUAAGAGUUAUUGUGUGUUUGUUUGUUUGGUCUCUCCAGUUUAAUUUCAUAUUUCAUAUUUAUUGGACUGUCCAGACUAUGAAAAAUAAUGGUUUUCCCUUUUAAAAAACAAAUGUGUCUGAGUUAUGUGUACUGGAUAGUUUUCUCCUUCAUAGAUUAAUGAUAAUCUACAGUUUACAUACAACAGUGGCACAAACACGGGAAACACUGUAUGUUUACAUCCUCAGAUACCUUAUUAAUUUGUAAGUAAUGUGCUCAGUAUAGGUAAUUUCCGGUUUUGGGGUUUAAUUUCAAUCAUUUUAUCAAUGCUGGUUGAUUUUCACGGUUUAGACAACUCAAAGCAGAAUGAAACACUUGCUAUACUUGUUUCAGUCUCAGCCAGAAAACCAGCUCUGUACACAGGAAAUAGCUAUCACUGUAAAUGUGGAAUAAGAGCGUUUUUGGUUGCCUGUAUAUGCUGCACCAAGUGGAACAUGUUCAGAUAUUAGCAUGAUAUUUUUCUGAUGUGGUAAAUGUCUAGUUUACACUGCAGUGCAUGUGUUUCUGAUGUGUUUUUACAUGCUUUUCUGUGCUUUUUUCAUACAAUUAAAUGUUUUAGCGUUACAUUUUGUGCACUGAGACAUUUUUAAUGAAAAAAAAACUGCUGUUGUUUGUUUUUGUGUUAUUGUGGUACUGAUACUGACAUUUAUCCUGCCUGCUUUGGCAACAGAGUAGGCAGAAUUUGAUCUUUGUGUUGUGAGGAUAGCUGUAAGUACUAUUUUUGAAAUCAUAAAUGUAUGGACAACACUGUCAUUGAACUUGUCAGGUACCUUUCUGUGGGUUUGAAACACUUGUGGAUUUCAUGGAUUUCGUGGAACUGGCUUUAUUUCAUAAAAAGUCGGCGAUGUUUUUAUUUUUUAUUACAACUACACAUGUUGUUUUAAUACCCAGAAAUAGCCAAAUAAAAUUGUUUGUUGUUGAUUGCA